Bipolaris maydis ATCC 48331 is the source of this 270-nucleotide messenger RNA. The record is from RefSeq and is a predicted model, not a curated record. NCBI's taxonomy places the organism in Eukaryota, Fungi, Ascomycota, Dothideomycetes, Pleosporales, Pleosporaceae.
CAGCAAUACCUUACUCUACCUAAGGAGAAAGCUCUUGUUGUUUUUAUAUUACGGAUAGGUAUAUUCAGGACUCCUAUACGUGUGAAGUACAUACCUACACUUGCUUUUUACAUCGCUAGCCGACGUGCCACGAAACGACCCUCCAAGCCACCGAAGAAGAAUUGGCCUCAGGCCUUCCAUCACCGCCACCCACAGCUUAAAUCGAGGAGCAAUAGGCUUAUGCCGUGGGAGCGUCACGAUAAUAGCAUAUACGAUAAGGUAGUACAUUAG